CCUUCUGACAGCAAAACGUAAACAGAAACGCAAAGCACGAGGAAGCUGGAAAUCUUCCCAAACUGGACGGAAUAAAUACAUAGCGAGACGGAAAAACCAUGGGAAAACUCGAUGUAACAAUACUUCGGUACCUCACCAAGGAGGAUUUCCGUAUUCUAACAGCGAUUGAGAUGGGCAUGAAGAACCACGAGCUUGUGCCGGGAGUUUUGGUGGCGGCUAUAGCCAGUCUCAAGGCGGGUGGAAUCCACAAAUUGUUGCGCGAGCUGUGCAAACAUAAACUUCUCUCAUACGAACGAGGCAAACGAUUUGAUGGAUACCGGUUGACGAACUUGGGGUACGAUUAUCUGGCGCUAAAGUCGCUUACAUUGCGCGGAGCCAUCUCCGGGUUUGGCAAUCAGAUCGGCGUAGGCAAGGAGUCCAACAUCUACACCGUGGUGGACGAGGAGGGCAAGUCACUGUGUCUGAAGCUGCACCGGCUCGGCCGUGUGUGCUUUCGCAAUGUGCGUGAAAAGCGCGACUACCACGGCAAGCGACGCACCAUGAGCUGGCUGUAUCUGUCGCGUAUUUCGGCCACUCGCGAGUUUGCCUACAUGAAGGCGCUGCACGAGCGUGGCUUUCCCGUACCGGAACCAAUCGAUUUCAACCGGCACUGCGUCAUCAUGGAGCUGGUCAACGGAUACCCGCUCACGAAUGUGUCCGAGGUGGGCAACGUGGAGGCACUGUACGACGAUUUGAUGAAUCUAAUCGUGCGGCUGGGCAACUGUGGCGUCAUUCACGGCGAUUUCAACGAGUUUAACAUCAUGAUAACGGACGACCAGCGCCCUGUGCUGAUCGAUUUUCCGCAGAUGGUUUCGACCUCCCACCUGAACGCCGAGAUGUACUUCGACCGGGACGUGCAGGGUGUGCGGGAACUGUUCCGCAAGAAGUUUGGGUACGAAAGUGAGGACUAUCCACGGUUCAGCGAUCUGGAGCGGGAUGACGAGCUCGAUCGGGAAGUGCUCUGCUCGGGAUACGGGUUCACGCAGGAAAUGGAGGAGGAUCUUUUCAAGGAGUAUCACGAAGGCAACAGGCCAGACAAUGCUGAUGAUGAACAAACAGACACUGAGGACGAAGAUACAGACACUGGUAGUACGGUUGCUGAGGUUGAGGCAACAGAACACGAGCAGCCCGCUGUGGAUGAGAAAGAGCUCGAAGAGUGUCGCCGCAAGCUGGAGGAAGAGAUAAAGCUGUCUGAAGAAAAGCCACAAAAGGACAUGAAAAAGAAGGAGCACAAUGCAGCCAUUCUCAGCUAUCUACAGUCGCUGUCAGGGCAGGGUGAACUGGAAAUGCCUGAUCGCAAUGAAGACGGAGAGAUCGAGCCGGAAAAUCAGUCCAUCAUCGAGCAGCGCCAGGAAGAGGAGGAUUAUUUCCCUGCCGAGCCACUGGUGCAGCCGAACGCCGCUGGCCGGGACCAUGUAGAAUCCGAUGAUCCGGAGAGCGAGCCGGAAGAUGCAACGAUCGAUACCAACUCGCGCCAGUACCGCAUGGCGAUGGUGCGCAAAUUGCUUGACGAUGCGCGCAGUGUCCGCUCGUACUCUACCACAGCCAGUACGAUCGCGCCAACGAUAAUCAGCGAACGGACCAAGGGCGACAUUCAGCUGCGCGAAAAGAAGGACAUGAAGAAACGGCUCGUACCGAAGGGAGAGGCCAGCGCGGUCCGGCGAAUGCGCAAGGAUAACAAUGCGAUCAUGAAGGAGUAUCGUGGUUGGGAAUUUUAGAGUACUAAUAGAUUGGUCUAAUAAAGCAUUUGAGUUUCGAUGGUUCAAACAUAUAAAUAAAUAAUCCAGUUAUA
Molecule: messenger RNA, 1831 nt
Organism: Anopheles coluzzii
Lineage: Eukaryota; Metazoa; Arthropoda; Insecta; Diptera; Culicidae
Gene: RIOK2
Exons: 3
Coding region: 99-1757 (552 amino acids)
Biological process (GO): maturation of SSU-rRNA; protein phosphorylation
Cellular component (GO): preribosome, small subunit precursor; cytosol; nucleus
Molecular function (GO): protein serine/threonine kinase activity; ATP binding
Source: RefSeq, a predicted model, not a curated record